This is a messenger RNA of Centruroides sculpturatus (bark scorpion), 3048 nucleotides long. Its product is annotated as patched domain-containing protein 3-like. Bases 146 to 2713 code for a protein of 855 amino acids. The transcript has 4 exons. NCBI's taxonomy places the organism in Eukaryota, Metazoa, Arthropoda, Arachnida, Scorpiones, Buthidae. The record is from RefSeq and is a predicted model, not a curated record. Gene Ontology annotation, cellular component: membrane.
CAUUUACUAUUGGUCAAAUGCCGAAGGACGACGUUGUUCAGUUUUCUUUUAACAACAAACAACGACGUCUAGACUAAUCGAAAAUUACUCUUGUGCUUCGGGAAGACCUUUUAGUAAAGAGACUUUUAUACAUUUCAGAUUAAAUAUGAAGUACGAUUGCGUCAAGCGUAGACUUUCAUCUAUAUUUUCUAGAAUUGGAUAUCAGAUUGGACGUCACCCGUUGCCAUUUGUAGUAGUUCCAUUAAUACUAACCCUGUGCAUGGUGAUAGGAUUUAUAAAUAUUGCAUUUGUGAUCGAUAUAGAGUAUCUUUUCAUACCGGAUGAUGCAAGAUCGAGAACUGAUAGAGAUGCACUGGAGACGUUAUUUCCUCCCGGAUCGUCUGAUGAUUUUGAUCUUCUGAAAGUUACCAGGUUUGGAAGAAUGGCAUCGAUUAUUGCUACGCCGAAACGUAACGAAUCGAUGUUAGACGAAACGAUAAUCGAGGAAUUGAUAAAGCUCGAUCGAGUGAUUAGAAACGUAAGUAUUAACUGGAAUAGCACGAUUAUAAACUACGAGGAGUUAUGCGCCAAAAAUUUAUAUAAAGAAUGCUACGAAAAUUUUGCAUUAACUCUCAGAGGAAAGGAAUAUGAAAUCAAGAAUGGACUAUACAAUAUCAAAUAUCCCAUACAAAAAACCGACGGAGAGCCGAUAAUACCAGCCGUAAAUUUAGGCAACGUACAACUGGACGAAAAUAAUUAUCUGAGAGAUUUCAGAGCAGUCAGGCUGUUCUAUCCAUUGAAUGAUACUACAGAAGAGAGGGAAAGGAUGGCUUUGAAAUGGGAAAACGAGUUCUUAAUUGCCAUGUCCGAUAUUAAUUUUCGACACAUCGACGUUUCGCUGUUCGUCGCUAAAGCAUUCGACGAAGAAUUAAGUAGAAUUACCGAAAUGGCAUUACCAUUAUUGGGCAUAAUGAUCCCUGUGAUAUUAUUAUUCGCUUCAAUAUCGACAAUUUCUACGGAUUUAUCGAGUAGUAAACCAUGGAUAGGUGUUGCUGGUUGCGCUUCUGCGGCAUUAUCCACAGUUACAGCAUUCGGGUUAUUGCUGUUAUGCGGUAUACAAUACGUUGAUCUGAAUCUUUCUAUUGUGUUUCUUAUGCUAGGUAUUGGAAUUGAUGAUUCCUUCGUUCUUUUGGCUUCUUGGAGGCGCACGAACAGAAACGAUAGGGUAGAGAAAAGGAUGAGUGAAGCGUAUUCUGAAGCUGCAGUUUCUAUCACGUUGACGUCUGUAACAAAUUUUCUAUCCUUUUGUAUGGGCCUCACUGUGCCUUACAGAGUAAUACGAAUAUUCAGUGUAUAUAGCGCAUUAUCGGUGUUGCUCGAUUAUAUUUACCAAAUAUUCUUUUUCGGUGGAUUUAUGGCACUAGAGGGUUAUAGAGAGGAGAAGAACCUUCAUCCGCUUUCGUGUUUCAGUAUCAAAUCAAGUUCUACAGAGCACGCUAGUAACUCCAAGAGGAACGAAUUGAAGCCCGAAGAAAAUUUCAUAAUGGUGUUUUUUCGGGACGUCCUGGCAAAAUAUUUACAAAAAACUUACGUUAAAAUAAUAGUAUAUGUGGCAUUCGUAUCUUACUUAGGCGGGGGUAUAUACUGCAUGAGAUUCAUAAAAGAAGGGUUAGACUAUAAUAACAUAUUCCCUUCAUCAUCUUACAUCGUAAAUUACAUGGUAAACCAUUAUAAAUUCUUCACUGUGUAUCCUCAUAGAAUACAUCUUGUUUUUAACCAGACGUUGGAUUAUUCUAAUCCGGAAGUUCAAAACGAUAUCGAAAAUCUUCUAAAUACUUAUGAGUCCAGUCCAUUUAUGGGUGAUCGUUUCACCACCGAAUGUUGGUUAAGGGAAUUUCUCGAUUUCGUCAACGAACCGUACGCCAAAAUUUCAUUUCGUGGCUACAAUUUGAGCAACUCAGAAGAAUUUAUUGAGGGAGUCAAGAACGUGUAUCUGAAAUUCAAAAGUGCUCGAAGAUUCGAAAAGGAUAUUUUGUUUAAUAGUGAAGGCACUCAGAUAGUGGCCUCCAGGUGUUUUAUUCAGAGUUACAAAGUAAGCGACUCCAGUGCCGAAAGGUUUAUGAUGGAAAACGUACGAAGAAUAUCCGAUAACAGCAAAUAUCGGACAUUUGUAUAUAAUGUAUGGUUCGUUUUUUACGAUCAAUAUCUGAACGUGUCGUCCACGUGCAUUCAAACUAUAUGCGUAACUGCUCUGUUGAUAUCAGUGGUAUUUGUGUUUUUCAUACCAAAUUUUAAGUGCGCCGUUUGUGUCACCAUAACAAUAGCUUCCAUAGAAGCGGGAGUGAUUGGAUACAUGUCGUUAUGGAAUGUAAAUAUCGAUGCCGUAUCGCUGAUCAUUUUAGUGAUGUCUACGGGAUUUUGUGUGGAUUAUUCCGCUCAUAUAUCUUACGCAUACGUCUGUUGCAAAGAGAAGGAUUUGAAUGAGAGGAUGAAAUUUUCGUUAUAUGCUGCCGGAUAUCCGAUAUUACAAGGAUGUGUUACAACUAUUUUAGGAGUCUCCGUAUUGUAUUUCGGUCCUAGUUAUUUAUUUGUAAUAUUUUUUAAAAUGAUAUGUUUAGUGAUGAUUUUAGCUUGUUUCCACGGCUUAAUUUUGUUACCAGUCGUUCUCAAUACUGGAGAUUUUAUUUGGAAUUACCUGUCUGAACGUAUUCGUAAGAAGAAAGAAUUCUCAUAAAUGAAUCUCUGUACAGCCGUGUUAUACACUUAAAACCGCGAUUACUAUGUUACAGAAAUAACUUCAAAAUAAAUAAUCAAUCUUUCUCGAAAAGCGAAACUUUUAUAUAUAUUUAAAACAAUAAUUUAAUAAACCACACGUUUUAUUAAUCGACACCUUAUCUAAUAAAUAACUUGAAUGAUUACACUGUGAUCUAUGAAAAACUGGAAAAGCAAAUUACGCUGCCGAACAAAUUAAAAACGCUUAUUUUUCAGGGUAGAGAUGAAUUUUAUUUAAAAAAAGUUGUAAAUAUUAAUAACGCGUAAAGUCGUCAUUAAGUUCGACUCUGCUCGAGA